UGGAUUUAAGUGGAAGCAGGAUUUGGCCUUGACUAUAACUGGGAUUGUCCCCCACCCCUUUGUAGGAAGUGUCACCGCAGCAGCCUUCCCUUUCCCCUAUAUUAUGCGGAGUUUCUAAACCCGCUCUGCUUUGGGGGGUGCCGGUGUGUUAGGGCUAGUGGAAGUCACUUUUUUUCCACAGUGAAAAAGCUGGUCUUUUAUGUAGUCUGUUCACUUUUUUUUUAUCUGAGACUUUUUUUUUAAUCCUUGGUUUACUUCUUUCCAAAACUAGCACCCCAGAUUGUGAUCCUCUAAAUUUUGGGCAGGGAGGGAAUAAUCCACUUGUAAGAUCUGAUCCCAAAGGUUUAAAAAUGUGUUUAAAUGGAGAUGAUCCAGGACGUAUCUGUAAAAGGGAUCUGUGGAAUUUAAGGAAUCCUUCUCUAAGAUAACUUUGCUGCUGUUCCGGACCUUCCUUCUCAGUAUUGUGAUGGUUUCAAUUGAAGUACAUUUCUGAAGAAACUGACCAGAAUAGGAGUCUUAUUUUUUUAAAAUGUUCAAAAUUCAGCAAUGUGUAACAGCUAACAGGAUACCCAGGAAAAGGCCAUAUAGAUGUGACAUCUGCUAUAAACAAUUUGAAACACCAUCAAAAUUAGCUAGGCAUUAUCUUAUACACACUGGUCAAAAGCCAUUUGAAUGUCAUGUAUGUCAUAAAACUUUUAGACAGCUAGUCCAUUUGGAAAGACAUCAGCUAACCCAUAAACUUCCUUUUAAAUGUAACAUUUGCCAUAGGAACUUCAAAAAUUUAAUUACUUUCUUAAAGCAUCAACAGCUUCAUAAUGAAAACUACCAGAGUGAUAUUAAGCAAGCUAAAAAAUCAGUGGAUGCUAAGCAAGAUAGGCAGUUGUAUGGAAUAUUUCAUUGUUCUGUUUGCCAGAAAUCUUUUACAACAGAAGAGCUGUGGAUGCUGCAUCAGUGCACAAAGUCAGAUCAUCUGCACAGUGCCAGGAGGAGAAAGAAAACUCAUAUGUGUGAAACAUGUAACAAGAUGUUUCCAUCACGAUCUAAGCUGGAAAGACACUUGCUGAUUCACACUGGCCAGAAACCUUUUAAAUGUUCCUUGUGUGGGAAAUCUUUCAGGCAGUCAACACAUUUGAAAAUCCAUCAGCUCACACACACAGAAGAGAGGCCUUUUCAGUGUUGUUUUUGUCAGAAGGGAUUUAAGAUGCAGAGCAAACUCCUGAAGCACAAGCAACUCCAUGUCAGAAAUAAGUCUCUUCCCAGAGUCCUUUACAGAGCAAAGACUUCUAAAUAUCCUAGACCUCAGAACUCGCUGGAAGGAAAAAGGGAUAAUUUUGAGAAUGUUGAUACUUAUGAGCCCCUGGAGAAUGAUCCACUUGAUGUUCACUCUAUUUAUAUUGUACCUUUUCAGUGCCCAGUGUGCGAGCAGUGUUUUGAAACAGAGCGGGUUCUAAAUUUGCACAAAUGUUUUUACCUGAGAGAUGGCAAAAAUUCAAACAGUGGCAAAUCAGCCUACAGCCACAAAGCCAACAUUAAAAGUAAAGUCCUGAUGAAACUCAAACAUGCUGGAGAAAAGGCAUCAGAUUCAUCUCAGUCUGACAGAAAAAAAAAUAAAACAAGUCACUUUAAAAGUCAUGACCUGUUUGCAUCUAAUGAGCAGCAUUCUGAUUGGAAUGCUUCGCCUAAAACUUUUAAGAAUUAUCAUAGCAAGCUUGUCAGGCACAAGACAAUUAGCAAUAAAAAGAAAAGGACAUUUGUCAUGCCAUUUUCCUGGCAAGAGCACCUACAAAAGCACAAAUUAGAAAUUAAUUUAAAUGGUAUAAUUACUGGUGAAAGCAUGUUAAACAUGGAUGAUUCGGUUCAUAAUAAAGAUGACUCACUUUAUGGUUCAUUGGAUGCUGAUUUCUUUGAUAAUCCAGAAGCAGCACUUCACUGUGCUUUUUCAGCUCCUCCUAAAAAUAUACAUAAUAGACACAAAGUGUGUAAAUGUGACAGAUGUGAAAAAAUCUUUCCUUCUUCAUCCAAACUUCAAAGACAUUAUCUUAUUCACACGGGACAGAAGCCCUUUGGCUGUAAUGUUUGUGGGAAGACAUUUAGACAGUCAGCUCACUUAAAAAGACACCAGCUCACCCAUACUGAAAAGACACCAUAUAAAAGCCCUGUUUGCCAGGUGGAAUUUGAAAAUCUGAACAAACUUUUUAGUCAUCAGGGAGAUCACAUUGAAUUUGAGUCUUCUCAGCCUGUGGGUUAUUCCAAAAGACCUUCACAGGCAUCUGGCUUUCCAGAAUUUGAGCUGAUUCAGUCAAAUCAAGCAGGUGAAAUCAAAGUUGAGCUAGACUCUGGGGACUUUGUUCUUGGCACCAGCAGUAGAAACACACUGCCGUAUUUGUGUAGUAAAUCGUUGGAAACGGAGCAAAGCCAUUACAGUCACUGGUAUGAUUUUUCUGGAGGUAUGGAAAAAAGUGAAGCUAUUAAAAAGUUUUAUCAGUGCAGUGUCUGCUUUAAAACUUUCAAAUCACCUUCCAAACUUGAAAGGCACUAUUUAAUGCAUGCUGGACAGAAGCCAUUUGAAUGUUCAGUUUGUGGUAAAACUUUCAGACAGGCCCCACAUUUGAAAAGGCAUCACCUUACUCACUUUAAAAAGAAAUCCUAAAGAUAAAAUGGCUGGCAGAGUUCCACUGAGUGGAAUAACAAACACUAGAAGGUAUUUUGUGUUCAACAAAAGUGGAUGGUGUCCAAUGAGGUUGUUUGUUUGUUUUUAAAGUCUAAAACUUCUAGAUUACAUAAUUAUGAACAGGCUUACAUUAGAUUGACUGGAAAGCUACUACUUAUGUUAAAGAGAUGACCUGAAGAAAGGUUAAUAUACUGUUUUCAGACUGUCUACUUAUAUAUUUUGUGAUGUAUAAGGGUUGAUGUUUGAAAACUUCCAGAAAUGUUUUUUUUAAUUGUGAAUACAUGUAGUUAUUGCAUAAAAGUGUUUCAGCAAUCUGUAGUGCAAUAUAAAUCACAUGUUUAAAAGUUGUGCCUCUUCCCCAGCCAGAGGAGUUAUUUCAUGACAAUAUGCUUUCUGACUGCACCUGCCAAAAAGCAAAUGUAAAAAGACUGUCCUUGAUCCACUUCACUUUGUCUCCAGGUAUGUAGAAAGCAUAAGAUGCAUGCUGUGCCUGGUCGAUAGUAUUUUUCUUAUGCUCCUGUUUGUUCUGCAGAUCAGGUAAUACAAGAGAAAAAGAAAGGAGUUGGAAAAGGAAGAAGUGGAGGAGAAAGCCCAGAGGGAAAAAUAACUUCCACAACAGUAACACAAGAUUAAUAGAGAUAAUAGUUACCUGCUUUAAGAUCUAUGGAUGAAGAGUGCUAUGUAAUAGCUAGGUAUUGAACCUAUGCACAUUAAAAUAACAAAGUGUUCCUGAGUCAGUACAGUCCUCUUAACCUCAUUUGACUCUUCCAGUUUUGUUCCCUGCCUCUUCUAGCUUUUUGGGUCAGUCCACACAAUAUUCAAAUGUUGUUCUGCAAGAGAAGUGGAUGAGACUCUUUGGUGGUGGUUUUUUUCUUUUUUCUUUUUUUUCCCCCUCUUCUCAUGUAAUGAUGUCAUUAAUGUGUCCCCUUUCCACUCAGCCACCUUGUAUCCUUAGUUCUUCUGCAAGGCCAAAAUUCUGAGUAACAGCCUCCUUGUUUCCUGGUAGUGCACACUGCACAAGUUAAGGAAAUAUUCCUUAGGAUGGGAUAAGAUGAUAACUGAAAACAAUGUUCGGAAGUCCUAUUCCUUUAUAACAUGAAAUAAUGGGAUUGUAAAUGACAACUAGCUCCUAUUAAGUAAAUCCAUUUUUGUAUUAUUAAAAGCUGUAGUUACAGUAUGAAUUUUCUGGUAAGUGUUGGGAUAUGCCCACUUUUUCCCUUACGCUGAAAGAAUGCAUAAGCAAAAAUAAUUAUGGACAUGCUGGGGAAAGACUGAGAACUCGUAGAUAAGAAUGAAGUUAGUUUUUUUUCCCCCUCAGAAAGAAAAGCUGCCAGCUAAAGUGUGUCUUUGUUGUGUAACUUCUCAAUGCUUGAACCCUAAAGUUUCCAACUAACAGAAGAUUGGUGAGAUUCUUUUCAUUGUUUAAGUAGAUCCAGAUGUAUUUAAAUGAACUCUUUUUUACUUAUAUUUGCAGUCUUUCAAGUGAUUAACCUAAGUCUGACAAUGGCAUAAGCUAUAUAAUAUUUGGUAUGAAUGAAGUGAGGAUUUCCUCCUAUCUGGAGAUUGUCUGUCUCCCUUAUGUGAGAGAGUAAAACAUAGAAAAAUGGUCUUGCUGGUAUGAUCUCAUACUUGGCUAUUGGUUAUACUUUUAGACUUUUUUUUUCUCCUCUCCUGUCCCUCCCCCCACAUUCUGUCAGGUUGUUUUGUAUUAAAAGACAGAAUACCGUAAAAAGUGUUUUGAGGUGUGCUGUAGAGCUCUUUUGAAAUACCUGUAACAAAUCUUUUUAUUUAUGUAGUACUUUUAUUGUGCACUUCAUUUGAAGACUCUAGAGGUGUGAAGACCAACUAUGUGAAAUUUGAUAUGCAGAAGGAAAAAGAUUAGAUGUCACAGUAACCAACCAUUGCCGCAUGUUAGAACAAAUAGGAUUGUUUCUGAAACCAUUUUUUCUGCUUUAUAAAAACAAUAAACUUUUCAAUACAUAUUUA
Messenger RNA from Mauremys reevesii (Reeves's turtle), 4657 nucleotides. RefSeq names its product zinc finger protein 770 (gene ZNF770). The record is from RefSeq and is a predicted model, not a curated record. Gene Ontology annotation, biological process: regulation of transcription by RNA polymerase II. Gene Ontology annotation, molecular function: RNA polymerase II cis-regulatory region sequence-specific DNA binding; DNA-binding transcription factor activity, RNA polymerase II-specific. The coding region runs from base 530 to 2650 and encodes 706 amino acids. The transcript is spliced from 2 exons. Gene Ontology annotation, cellular component: nucleus. NCBI's taxonomy places the organism in Eukaryota, Metazoa, Chordata, Testudines, Geoemydidae.